Messenger RNA from Colletotrichum destructivum, 391 nucleotides. RefSeq lists its product as uncharacterized. NCBI's taxonomy places the organism in Eukaryota, Fungi, Ascomycota, Sordariomycetes, Glomerellales, Glomerellaceae. Bases 68 to 391 code for a protein of 107 amino acids. The record is from RefSeq and is a predicted model, not a curated record. The transcript has a single exon.
CUUCCACGUUGUGUUGCCAUGCCCACUAAGACGGUCCCCGCCGUCAUAGUCGAGCGAGGCCUUUCAGAUGGCGGGAGCACUUCCGCCAGUGCUUUCAUGUCUCGCCCUUGAGUCGUGGUGCUGUGUGCCGACGAGUCCCUUCGUCUUGGCCCGUGCCGGCACCGGGAGCAGGCUCCAGGCCGUCAAUCUGCUCGACGGCAUGGCCGCUCAGGCCGAAAGACCGUCUGGGCCAGCAUGGUGUUCCAAGACAGGCUUGGAAUGGAUGGGACGGCGAGUGGGUGGUGGGCAGGGAGGAAAAGGCAGUAAAUUUCAGGAGGCCAAGAGCUGUUGUCGACUUGACGAGUGUGGUGCGGAUGAGAUCAAGGGUCUCUGGUUUGUCUGGGUGCGCUAG